GGCGUGGGGCGUGGCCGGAAGAGCGGCCCUCCCUCUUCCGGCCGGGCCAUGUCCUCCGAGCGGGGCGCGCCGCCGACGCCGGUGCAGAUCCGCGAGGCCAACGCCCACCUGGCGGCGCUGCACGGGCGCGUGGCCGAGCUGGAGCGGCGCUUGGCGGCGGCGGAGGAGACGGUGCGCGGCCAGGCCCGGAGCCUCAUCCGCAAGGACCACGAGCUGCGCGCCGCCCUGCAGGGCCUCGGCCACCAGAAGGACCGGGAGAUUGCGGCGCUGGAGGAGAAGCUGCUGUCCUCUGAGGAGGAGACGCAGAAGCUGCUGGGGCUGCUCCAAGACAAAGACACCUUGAUCCUGCACCUGAAGCACAGGAGCCGCCUGCUGGACAAAAUCUGCCGCAGCCGGCCCGUCCUGGACCACCUGUUGGCAUACAUGGCCGAAGGGGAGCAGCUGAGCCCCGUGCCCGCGACCCAGAGCAAGGGCAGCGCUCUGGACUGUGACCACCUCCUAGAGACAGGCUGCACCUGUCUUGGCUUGGACUCCAAAGACUUUGCUCUUGACAAUGAUCAAGAGUCAGGCAAGAGUGUGUUUGGGACGACUGUGUGAACAGGCCCCAGUGGCCGUGAUCUCCUGGGACUGAGAUCCACAAGCCUGUUAAGCGGGAUCCCCCCCCCAAAUGUCUUAAACCCAAAGGUUUGCCACCACUGCCUUAAACCCUGGGAACUCUGCCUCGAUGAGCUUGUGAAUCAGCAGAACCCUGCGGUACUGAAAUCUCCUUCAGGAAUAGUUGGGAACGAUCAGUGCCUCAAACCUCUUCCCCGAUCCCGGCAGUGGAGGGAGCUGCACAUCCCCCACCCCGCAGCCUUGGAAAAGUCGCUGAUGAGAUUUGCCCUUCCCUUGGCACAACUCCCUGUCUUCUGUCACCUGCAGCAAAGCCCCCCAGCGGGUUGGAUGAAUGGAUGCGUCUGGGCUUGCACUCCAUUGUAUAUAUAUAUAAAUGUGAUUCAUCUGUGUGGGACCCACUGGAGCUGAGCUUAUUCAGACCUCCUGGCCACUUUCUUGGUCGUGCUCCGGGGGUUUCGGUUCCAUACUGGUCCAACGGCUCUGGUCCCUGCGUUUUGUUUUGUUAGGGGGAACGGGGUGUGUGUGUUUGAACGCUUCUUCUGAAUCGGGUCUUCAAACUAUGGCCCUCCAGAUGUUCAUAGGCUACAAUUCCCAUGAGCCCUACCACUUGGCCAUGCUGGCCGGGGCUGAUGGGAAUUGCAGUCCAUGAACAUCUGGACGACCAUAGUUUGAAGACCCCUGUUCUGAACGGACUGCUGUUCGUUCAAGCCGAAGAACGCAAUGCAGAGAACUCUGCGCUUGUCCGGUCGCCUUGGUGGCCUUUCACCCCGUCUCCUUUGUUAGUUUUUGUGUUGGCCAGAACCUUGGAGUGUUGUGUCACACCCGGCUGUGCUCGUGGAGGGGGCGGGACUAGCGCUGCAUGUCACCUUCUGGAAUAUUUAAAAUGGGACAGAUUCUCCUGGCUGCGUUUGACAGACUCGCAGCAGGAAGCCGAGCGUUUGUGGACAGGCUGCUGUAGAUACGUUCUCAUCGCUCAAACAAAUACAUUAUUGAAGAUGCCCUGCUUUGUGUUCCCCUGAACCGCCUGCAGCUCCUUACAGUGUGUGUACCCAGAAGCCUAGACGGCCAGCGGUUGGUGGAGGUUUGCAGACAAGGCCCAGCGGGACAGAGCGAGCAAGGGUAUCUCCACUUUCCAGAGUUCCUUGCAGGGAAAGUGGUCCUUACUGGAGUUUAUUAAGUCGAGCAAGCAUAAUAAUGCAGGAAUGCUGUGUCACUUUGAAGACUAACAUGUCAGGUGCCCCCAGGUUCCAAAAGGCUGGGGACCGAUGGGUCUACACCAGUAUAAGCAGCCACUGAUUCUGCUUCCGAUGCUGGUUGACUUGGACUUCCUUCUUGUGUCAUUCUCACUUCCUAAAUUUCUGUCCCUACUGCUCUUGUUCUCCGAUUGUUUUUGGUCACCGGACUGCUUUAAAGAAAUGCAGAUCUAUGACGAGACGGGUUCUGUUCCCAAGUGCCUUUUUUGGAAGCCAGCCCCGUUGUAUCUGAUGACGCUGACUCCCCUGUGAGCACCUUUAGGUCUGGGCUGUUCCUCCCAGGUGACUGUUACCACAGCAACAAGCCUAGCUGGUUCUUCCUCAGCCUUUCCUGCCCUACAGAAGCAGCCACCAAGCUUUAAAGUGCCUACAUCUGACUUGGAUUUUGUUACCCAGUGGCCUUUUUUUGUUGGAUGCAAAAUAAACAUAUUUUGGAAUAUU
Messenger RNA from Sphaerodactylus townsendi, 2309 nucleotides. RefSeq names its product vimentin type intermediate filament associated coiled-coil protein (gene VMAC). Lineage: Eukaryota; Metazoa; Chordata; Lepidosauria; Squamata; Sphaerodactylidae. The transcript has 3 exons. The record is from RefSeq and is a predicted model, not a curated record. The coding region runs from base 49 to 597 and encodes 182 amino acids.